CCAGGAACGCGCAUGCGCGCGGGGUGUUUCCCGGUGGGAAGUGGCGUCUCUGAGGCUAGGGGGUAGUCGGCUCGGCCGGAAGUGGUCCCGUCAGGGAAGAGGUGGCGGAGCGGCCUGGCGGCUUUCGGGGACAGGGCUGGGGGCGCCGGGCCUGGCGGGGUGGCGCGUGCGGCCCUGAGGCGAAAGCCCCUCCACGGUCUUCUCAUUCACAGGUUAAGGCCACCCUUCCAGAUAGUCCAACCACUUAACUCAUCCAUUCCCAAGGAUGUGUGCAUCACCUUUGGAAAACAUUGGACCUUUGCACACCAGAUAUCCUUGACAGCACAUCUCAUCACCCCCCUGCAACCAAGUUUCUUUAUCAGCGGACAACCAAGGCAACUACCAAGCUUGUUUUUCACGACCAAGUGUGUAGACUGUCCCUGCCAACCAAAGCAGUACACAGAGCUUCUCUUCACAUUACCACUGAUCAUUCAGAUGGCACUAAGAAAAUCAGCUUGUCUAAAUGUGAGCCCUUCUCUUGUUGGGUAGCCAGGAUUUGAAGGAGAUAACUCUGGAAUCUGUGUCACUGGUAAAUGACUGGCGCUUUUAUACACUAAACUGAUCUUGAAGACUGAGAUGUCUGGCUUUGUAAGUGAAGAAUAUACAACAUAACCUUGAAGAACAACACAGUAGUGUGGACCAAUGGCAGACUUGUGUGUUUAAUGAACUGAGAGACAAAUUACUCUUGGUGAAAAGAUUUUCUGUCUGUUUUUUAUUUGCCAGUGUUUGUGUUUGCUGGCUUAGGUUGUUGCCUUUCCUGGUUCCUUGCUCUGUUUUGCUAUAAUGGGUCCCAGAAAUCCAUCUCCUGACCCCUUAUCAGAAUCAGAAAGUGAGGAAGAAGAAAACUUUGGCUAUUUAAAUGAGAAUUCUGGGGAAGAAUGGGACUCCUCUGAAGAAGAGGACCCAGUAGUUCCCAACUUAACGCCUCUUGAGAGUCUUGCCUGGCAAGUUAAGUGCCUUUUAAAAUAUUCUACAACUUGGAAACCUUUAAAUCCCAAUUCCUGGUUGUAUCACGCUAAACUCUUGGAUCCCAGCACACCAGUCCAUAUACUUCGAGAGAUAGGUCUAAGACUCUCUCAUUGUUCCCAUUGUGUCCCCAAACUGGAACCAAUUCCUGAGUGGCCCCCUCUGGCCUCUUGUGGAGUGCCACCUUUUCAAAAGCCCCUUUCAAGUCCCAGCAGGCUCUCAAGAGAUCAUGCCACUCUCAAUGGAGCACUGCAGUUUGCCACGAAACAGUUAAGCCGAACAUUGAGUAGAGCUACUCCCAUCCCUGAGUACCUAAAACAGAUCCCUAACUCCUGUGUUUCUGGUUGUUGUUGUGGCUGGCUAACUAAAACAGUGAAAGAAACCACCCGUACUGAAUCCAUCAACACUACAUACUCCUACACUGACUUCCAAAAGGCAGUCAACAAACUUUUAACAGCAUCACUCUGAAGAUCUACCAUUGGAUCAUCUCUCUUUGAUAUAACUAAGAAAGAAGUGGGUGAGAAUGUUAAUCAUUAGGCAGCCCACAGUUGAAAAGCUAAUGUUUUCUCAACUGACCUAUGCCAUGCUCUAGCUUACCCAGGUACUGCUGUAUAUUGAAUGUGCCCAAGGUCCUGUAACUCACCUAUAUAAAAUAUGCGUUGUGAGCAUACUGUGACAGAUCCUAUGGAUGAAAUGAGAAUUUUGAUGGAGAAUUACUCAGAAGAGAUUUUAUAAAAAAUGACUAUUCUUUAUUGUCAAUAUUUACCUUCUCCCCAGUUUACUGUGUCUAUGUGAAUGGACUUUAAGUAGAUACCUGAUUUAUUAACAAGUAGAAAAACAAACUUCUCUUUUUGUUAACCAUCAGUCAGAACUGCCAUUGUGGAGAGCAAGAAGUUAACUGCACCCAGCAAAAUCUUUGGAAACAUAGUCCUCUGCGAAACUGAUUUCUAGGGAGGUAAAUAGUGAGGCAAAUGAUGGGAAUACAGAUAUCUCCUGGCUUUUCAGUAAGUAUGCUUACAUAUACCAU
Ochotona princeps (American pika) is the source of this 2032-nucleotide messenger RNA. It is a transcript of the gene DCAF16, whose product is annotated as DDB1 and CUL4 associated factor 16. Gene Ontology annotation, cellular component: Cul4-RING E3 ubiquitin ligase complex. Lineage: Eukaryota; Metazoa; Chordata; Mammalia; Lagomorpha; Ochotonidae. The transcript has 2 exons. The record is from RefSeq and is a predicted model, not a curated record. Bases 823 to 1473 code for a protein of 216 amino acids.